Gallus gallus (chicken) is the source of this 3008-nucleotide messenger RNA. It is a transcript of the gene FOXC1, whose product is annotated as forkhead box C1. Gene Ontology annotation, molecular function: DNA-binding transcription factor activity, RNA polymerase II-specific; RNA polymerase II cis-regulatory region sequence-specific DNA binding. Lineage: Eukaryota; Metazoa; Chordata; Aves; Galliformes; Phasianidae. The transcript has a single exon. The record is from RefSeq and is marked validated. Bases 934 to 2631 code for a protein of 565 amino acids. Gene Ontology annotation, biological process: anatomical structure morphogenesis; regulation of transcription by RNA polymerase II; cell differentiation.
CCGGCGCUGCGCGGGAGCUCUUUUCCCGUCUCUCUUUCUCCCUCUUUUUUUUUUUUUCCCUCCCUCUCUCUCUUUCUUUUUUUUUUUUUCAGCCCGGCCGCGUUUUUUUUACCCUCCUCAUUCAGAGCCGCGGGUGUUUCCCGGCCCCCAUUGGCCGUCCGGAUUCGGCGGGGCGGAGCCGGGCCGCUGCAAAAGGAGGAAAAGAAAAAAAAAAAGAGAGAGAGCGAGAGAGAGAGGGGAGAGAGAGGGGAGAAAAAAAAAAAAAAAAGAAAAAAAAAAAAAAGAGGAGAAACCCGUAAGUGCGUAAAAAAGUUCUCGCGGCGGUGACGGAUGCUCAAAAGUUCAGGAGUUUUUCCGAUGCGUCCCAACGCAGCCCGGGACCGAGAAAGAGACUGAAAAAAAGGAGAGAGGAGAGAAAGCGCGGAGCUCCGCCGGCGGAGCGGACGGUGGAUUUUUUCCUGCUGCUGCUCGCUUCAAAAAGCCCCACAGAACCCAUCCCCGAGCCGGGUCCCCGCUGCAGACAGCUCGCUGCGGAACGCGGAGCCGGGAGCUGCGUCGCAAAGGUUUUCUUUCCUUAAUCCCCCUCCUGCGUUGGGAGCUGCCUUCUCCGCUGCGAUUGCUUUUUUUUUUUUUUUUCCUUUUUUUCCUUUUUCUUUUUUUCUUUUUUCUUUUUUUUUUUUCCUUCCCCCGUUCUCUUUUUUCGCAGCCCUUUUUGCCCCCUCCCCGUUUUUUGACCUCCCCCCCCCCGCCCCGCGCGGAGCAGCCCGAGAGCGGAGCCCGGCGCCUCCGUCCCUCGCUCCGCCGGGGGGGGCGGGGGGUGCCGCACGGCCGCCGGGCGCUGCUCGGCCCCGCGGAGCGGCGGAGGGUGGAGGGGGAAGGGCCGCGCUGCUCGCCGCGGCGGGAGGGAGGGAGGGGGACGGCUGCCGGGCGGCCAUGCAGGCGCGCUACUCCGUGUCCAGCCCCAACUCCCUGGGCGUGGUGCCGUACCUCGGCGGGGAGCAGAGCUACUACCGAGCGGCGGCGGCGGCGGCCGGCGGGGGCUACGCGGCCAUGCCGGCCCCCAUGAGCGUGUACUCGCACCCGGCCCACGAGCAGUACCCCGCCGGCAUGGCCCGCGCCUACGGGCCCUACACGCCGCCGCCGCAGCCCAAGGAUAUGGUGAAGCCGCCCUACAGCUACAUCGCGCUCAUCACCAUGGCCAUCCAGAACGCGCCCGAUAAGAAGAUCACCCUCAACGGGAUCUACCAGUUCAUCAUGGAGCGCUUCCCCUUCUACCGGGACAACAAGCAGGGCUGGCAGAACUCCAUCCGCCACAACCUGUCCCUCAACGAGUGCUUCGUCAAGGUGCCCCGCGACGACAAGAAGCCCGGCAAGGGCAGCUACUGGACGCUGGACCCCGACUCCUACAACAUGUUCGAGAACGGCAGCUUCCUGCGCCGCCGCCGCCGCUUCAAGAAGAAGGACGCCGUCAAGGACAAGGAGGAGAAGGACCGCCUGCACCUCAAGGACCAUGCCCCGCCGCCGCCGCGCCCGCCGCCCACCGCCGCCACCGGCGCCGAGCCCGAGGGCGGGGGCCCUCCCGCGGCCGGGGCCGCUCCGCCGCCGGUGCGCAUCCAGGACAUCAAGACGGAGAACGGCACGGCCUCCCCGCCGCAGGCCGUGUCCCCGCCGGGCGCCGCGCCGCCGCUGGGCGCCGUGCCCAAGAUCGAGAGCCCCGACAGCAGCAGCAGCCUCUCGAGCGGCGGCAGCCCCCGCGGCGGCGCGCUCCCCGCCGCCCGCUCCCUCGGCAUGGAGGGCCCCGAGCCGCCUCCCCCUCCUCCUCCGCCUCCUCCUCCGCCUCCCCCCCCUCCGCACCACCACGGGCCGGGCUUCAGCGUGGACAACAUCAUGACCUCGCUGCGGGGCUCCCCGCAGGCGGCCGAGCUGGGCGCCGGCCUGCUGCCCCCCGCCGCCGCCGCCCCUCGCAGCUCGCUGCCGCCCGCCCUCUCGCUCGGCGCCUACUCGCCGGGCCACAGCUCCGCGGUGUACGGCUCGCCCUGCGGCCAGCCCGCCGCCGCCGCCGCCGGCUCCUACCACUGCAACAUGCAGGCCAUGAGCCUGUACGCGGCGGCGGGGGGCAACGAGCGGCCCGGCGGCCACCUGCCCGCCGCCAGCCCCGCCGAGGAGCCGCUGCCCGACUACGCCAUGCCCGGAGGGGGCGGCGGCGGGGCGGCCAACGGCGGCGCGGGGAGCGGCGGCGGCCCGGGCGGCGGCGGCGGCGGCGGCGGCGGGGCGGGGGGCGGCCACCAGGAGGGGCACCACCCGCACCCGCACCCGCACCAGGGCCGCUUGGCCUCCUGGUACCUCAACCAGGCGGCCGCGGCGGCGGCGGCGGCGGCGGCGGCGGCGGGGGAGCUGGGCUACGCGGGGCCGCAGCAGAGCUUCGCCGCCGGUCCGCGGGACGUCUUCGAAGCGCCGCGGAUGGGGCUCAGCGCCUCGCCCGGAGGCGGAGGAGGCGGCGGCGGAGGCAACGCGGGGAGCGGCGGCGGCGGAGGAGCGGGGGGCGGCGGCAGCUGUCAGAUGGCGUUCCCCGGCAGCCAGCCGCUGUACCGCGCCUCCGGGGCCUUCGUCUACGACUGCGGCAAGUUCUGAGCGCGGCCCGCCGCCCGCCGCCCGCGUGCGGGGCGGUGAGAGGCCGGCGGCGCCCGCUCCCACGUAAGUGUCGCUUUCUUUGGUCGAUCGCUUCCCAGCAGCGCUCUCCCCCCGCGCCCCGUCCCGUGAGGUAUCGCCGCGCCCCGCUUCCGCACCCCCCACCCGCCCUCCUCCCCCCCCCUCCUCCUUUCCACCCGGACAAGGACUUGUUUGAAAGUGUAAAUUGCCACAUAGUAAUUUAUUUUUAAUUCGUAGUUGGAUGGUGCGGACCAAACGCCACAAAGUGUUUCCCCUACCCCGGGAAGGGUCGUUAACACGGACUGAAACGCUGAUUUAUUUUUUUUUUUCCACUCCAUAUAGACAAAAAAAAAAAAAAA